Penicillium brasilianum is the source of this 1345-nucleotide messenger RNA. The record is from the annotation of a GenBank genome assembly. NCBI's taxonomy places the organism in Eukaryota, Fungi, Ascomycota, Eurotiomycetes, Eurotiales, Aspergillaceae.
CCGGGCCCCCGUUUCCUGUUGGUCUGCCACUGGCCCAUGGUUGCCUGGAUGGUAGAGAUGUUUGUGGUCCAAUUGGGCCUCCGAACGGUCUCUAUCACGGCCUCGAAAUCCGCCGAGGAGCGCGCAGCAGCCGUGGCCGAGUUUACCAGUCCUCGGUCUGGCUGUGAGGUCCUGAUCACCACUUAUGAUUGGGGUGCUACGGGCCUGAACCUUCACGGAAACUACCACAUCGUCGUGUUGAUCGAGAAUGCACUCAAUUACAAUCUCGAAACUCAGGCGAUUGGACGAGUCCAUCGGAUCGGGCAAGCAAAGCCACAGCGGGCGAACCGGCUAUUCCAAGAGCACACAAUCUGCCGUUAUCUUCAUUAUAACAAUUUUAAUAAGAUAAGGCCACAGAUCGCUGCUCAGUACCGGGAUGCCUUUGAGGAAGAGGUAGAGAGAUCGUCUGGCCUCAACAGCCAGGACCCUGAUGCAAAGUUCCGACAUAUCCAUAAAGUCUGUGAAGACAAGCUUCGUGGAUUGAUGGGCUUGCAGAAGAAUUUCCCGGGCUUCCUGUUGAUGGCAGACAAGAAAGAUCUCAAUCUGGAUUCGGAGAGCAUUUCAAAGCGCAAUGCAGACCCAGGUCGAGUGAGUAAGCCUGCUGCUGCUGCCGCUCCUGCUGGUGCUCCUGCCGAUCCUGCUCCUGCUGUCCCUGCCGCUCCUUGUCCUGCUGCCGCCGCUGCCUCCGCUUCUGCCCCCAAGAAGCGUAAAGCUGGCGAGGUUGAAGCUCGUCCAGUGAAACGCCUAAAGGCAAACACCACGAAACCAGCAGAAGGUAACAAAGUGGCGCAGAUUACAGGACAGGUAGCUCAAGGUAGGAAGCCUCAGUCAUCUUCCCGACUUUUUGCUUCGAGGCCUGCGCCAAAGACUCCGGAGGAUACCCCCGAGCAGAGUUCUCGUGUGUUCCAAAGGUUGCGCCUCAAAGUUGGGCCCCCUCCCGAGGAGGCUCACGAGGAGGCUCCCAAGAAGACUCCCGCGCUAAUCGCUGCUUUCGCUGUGAUACCUGGUGAAGUUCCCCGGGCCAGGUUAGCUGAUUAUGUUAGCCAGACCGCUAGGGAGCUUUCGAAGGACACUGGGCUUCGUUCAAGCAAAGAAGAGGGAGAUUCUGGAGAAUACGAGGUAGAUGAGUCCGAGGAUGAGUCCGAUGGGUACCAGACGGAGGAAUUUUCAUCUCGACAGGGACAUCCAUAAUCGUUCCGUAGGUUAAGUUAGUAAAAAGGUAUUAAAAGAGGUAACAAAAGAGCUAUUAAAAAAGGGGUUAAAAGAUAUGUUAAAAGAUAUGUCAAAAGAGGUAUCAAAAGAGGUA